AGGCCCCCAACCCCGAGAAACUUGAAAGAAGGAAAGAAAGAAAAGAAACCCAGAAAAAUAAUAUAAAAAAUAAGAAAAAAAAGAGAGAGCGAGAGAGAGGAAGAGAAAACACCCCCCGAGUCCACAGUCGAAACAAAACAAAAACCCAAAAACCCUCUUUUUUCUCUUUCUAUCUAUCUCUGUUUCGUUAUCGAGUGAGCCGAUGAGCUGAGCGAGAGAGAGGGAGCGCUGCUACUUGCCUUGUCAAUAAGAACUACGAAUUCGUCAGGAAUGGCGCAGAAGCUGGAACAGCAGCUCAAGGAGGUGGGAUCCAAGCUGGAGUCUCCCCCCUCCACCAAGGACGCUCUUCUCAAGCUCUUAAAGCAAGCUGCUACAUGUCUUUCUGAGCUUGAUCAGUCUCCACCAUCAUCAAUAAUGGAAUCAAUGCAGCCUCUUCUUAAUGCAAUUGUCAAGCCAGAAUUGCUGAAGCAUCAGGAUAGGGAUGCCAAACUUCUAGUUGCAACCUGUAUUUGUGAGAUAACUCGGAUUACUGCACCUGAAGCGCCUUAUAGCGAUGAUGUUCUAAAGGAUAUUUUUCACUUAAUUGUUGGCACUUUUCAUGGAUUGAGCGAUACUAGUGGUCCAUCAUUUGGAAGGAGAGUUGUCAUUUUGGAGACUCUUGCAAAAUAUAGAUCAUGUGUUGUGAUGUUGGAUCUUGAAUGUGAUGAUCUCGUGAAUGAAAUGUUCAGUACAUUUUUUGCUGUUGUCAGGGAUGAUCAUCCGGAAAGUGUUCUAUCAUCAAUGCAAACAAUCAUGAUUGUUGUGUUAGAAGAGAGUGAAGAUAUUCGAGAUGAUCUUUUACUUAUUAUAUUAUCUGCAUUAGGUCGUAAUAAAAGUGAUGUUACUCCAGCUGCAAGGAGACUUGCUAUGAAUGUCAUGGAGCAGUGUUCAGGAAAACUUGAAGCUGGCAUAAAACAGUUUCUUGUAUCAUUGAUGUCAGGAGAUAAUCAGUCAGUAAACAGUGAAAUUGACUACCAUGAAGUUAUCUAUGAUGUUUAUUGUUGUGCUCCUCAGAUACUAUCAGGAGUUGUCCCAUACCUCACAGGAGAGCUGUUGACUGAUCAAUUAGACACUCGUUUGAGAGCUGUGAGAUUGGUUGGGGACCUCUUUGCUCUGCCAGGCUCUACCAUCUCUGAAGCAUUUCAGCCAAUAUUUUCAGAGUUUUUGAAAAGGUUGACUGAUAGGGUUGUUAGUGUUCGAAUGUCUGUCCUUGAACAUGUUAAGAGCUGUCUGUUGUCGUAUUCUUCCAGAUCCGAGGCUCCUGAAAUUAUCUCUGCUCUCUGUGACCGGCUGUUAGACUAUGAUGAAAAUGUUCGAAAGCAAGUUGUGGCUGUGAUUUGUGAUGUUGCUUGUCAUUCACUUGUUUCCAUUCCUGUUGAGACUGUAAAACUAGUUGCAGAGCGUCUUCGAGACAAAUCUAAGCUUGUUAAGAAAUAUACUAUGGAAAGACUGGCAGAGAUAUUCAGAGUUUAUUGUGCUAGCCGCUCUGAUGGCUCAAUUAAUCCUGAUGAAUUUGAUUGGAUACCGGGGAAGAUUUUGAGGUGUUUUUAUGACAAAGAUUUUAGGUCAGAAACAAUUGAAUCUGUUUUAUGUGGGUUCCUCUUUCCGACUGAGUUCUCAAUCAGAGAUAAAGUUAAAUGUUGGAUAAGAGUUUUCUCAGGGUUUGACAAAAUUGAGGUGAAGGCACUUGAGAGGAUGCUGGAGCAGAAGCAAAGGUUACAGCAAGAGAUGCAGAAGUAUCUCUCUCUCAGGCAGAUGCAUCAGGAUAGUGAUGCUCCUGAAAUACAAAAGAAAGUUUUAUUUGGCUUCCGAAUCAUGUCCCGCCCUUUUUCUGAUCCUGUGAAGGCUGAAGAGUGUUUUCAGAUUCUUGAUCAGUUGAAAGAUGCUAACAUCUGGAAGAUUUUAAUGAAUCUUCUGGAUCCAAAUACCAGCUUCCAUCAAGCUUCUAGUGGUCGGGAUGAUUUGCUUAAAAUACUUGGUGAGAAGCAUCGGCUCUAUGAUUUUCUGAGUACUCUCUCUUUGAAGUGUUCUUAUCUACUUUUUAACAAGGAGCAUGUGAAAGAAAUCCUUCUGGAGGCUGCUGUACAGAAGUCUACUGAAAAUACACAAUACACACAAUCUUGCAUGAAUUUACUUGUGAUUUUUGCUCGCUUCAGUCCGUUGCUGCUGGGUGGAGCUGAAGAAGAACUGGUUAAUUUUCUGAAAGACGACAAUGACAUAAUAAUAGAAGGCAUUUUGCAUGUUUUAGCUAAGGCUGGUGGUACCAUCCGAGAACAACUUGCGGUGUCAUCAAGUUCAAUCGACCUUAUAUUGGAGAGGCUUUGUUUAGAAGGUAGUCGAAGACAAGCCAAGUAUGCUGUGCAUGCACUAGCAGCAAUAACUAAGGAUGAUGGGCUCAAGUCCCUCUCGGUUCUGUAUAAGAGGCUUGUAGACAUGCUUGAGGAAAAGAUGCAUUUGCCUGCUGUACUACAAUCUUUGGGUUGUAUAGCUCAGACUGCAAUGCCUGUUUUUGAAACUAGAGAGAGUGAAAUUGAAGAAUUUAUUCAGAGCAAAAUUUUGAGAUGCAGUAAUAAAGCAGAUGGCAGUGCAAAAGAAUGUUGGGAUGACAAAAGCGAAAUUUGUCUGUUGAAGGUAUUUGGGAUAAAAACAUUGGUCAAAAGUUACUUGCCUGUUAAAGAUGCUCAUCUUCGUCCCGGUAUCGAUGACCUUCUAGUACUCCUUAGAAACAUACUUUCUUUUGGUGAAAUAUCAGAAGAUAUAGAAUCAAGUUCAGUUGAUAAGGCCCAUUUAAGGCUUGCUGCAGCCAAGGCAGUUCUUCGUUUGUCGCGGACCUGGGAUCAUAAGAUCCCUCUUGAUGUUUUCCACCUAACUUUGAGGACCCCAGAGAUCUCUUUCCCACAGGCUAGGAAACUAUUCCUCGGCAAAGUUCAUCAGUAUAUAAAGGAUCGGCUCUUGGAUGCAAAAUAUGCUUGUGCUUUCUUAUUUAGCAUCACUGGAUCAAAACUGCUUGAGUGUGAUGAGGAAAAACAAAAUUUAGCCGAUAUCUUUCAAAUGUGUCAGCAGGCAAAAGCACGGCAGGUUGCUAUACAGGCUGAUACAAAUUCCUCGACUACAUAUCCCGAGUACAUCCUGCCUUAUUUGGUCCAUGCUCUUGCUUAUCAUUCAUGUCCCAACACAGAUGAAUGCAAGGAUGUCAAAGCAUUUGAAUUAAUAUAUCGGCAGUUGUACAUGACUAUUUCUAUGUUGGUGAAUAAAGAUGAAGAUACCAAGUCAGAAGCUGGCACAAACAAGGAGAAGGAGAGUAUUUCUAUGAUAUUCUCUAUCUUUCAGAGUAUCAAGCGCUCUGAAGACCUUCUUGAUGCAACAAAAUCAAAGAAUUCGCAUGCUAUUUGUGACCUUGGACUUUCCAUCAUGAAGCGCCUAGCUUAUAAGGAGGAGGAUUUACAGGGGCUUAUACAGCCAAUCUCUCUGCCCCCACUUCUGUAUAAACCAUAUGAAAAGAAAGAAGGUGAAGAUUCCCAGGCUGGUGAAGGGCAAACAUGGUUAGCUGAUGAGAAUGUCCUGUCUCACUUUGAAUCCCUUAAGUUGGAAUGUGAUGGAACAGUUCAUAUGGAGAUUGCUGAGGAUGAGUCUCUCAAAGACAGUGAAAUAGAUGGAAAUGAAGUGCCACUCAGAAAAAUGAUUAAGCGAUUAAAAUCUAAAGGAGCCAAGGAUGGAAAGGCAAAAAAGAACAAAUCUCCCUCAGCAGAAGCAAAAGAUGCUGAAAAUGAUGUUGAUAUUUUGAAAAUGGUAAGGGAAAUAAAUUUGGAUAGUCUAGUGAUGCCCAGUAAGUUCGAAUCAAGCAAUGGUCAUAAACAUUUUCCUACCAAGAAAGCAAAAUUGGAGCAGGAGCAUCAGAAAGGUAAAAAGAGAAAAAUCACUGGUGCAGAUUCUGUGCCAGUGCCUAAACGAAGGAGGUCAUCGUCUGCUCAUGGUCCUUUCAAAAUUUCAAGAAGUGCUUCUACAGUCCCUUUGAGAGAUUCAGGAGAUGACUGGCAUCAAGUUAAAGAUUCCUCAUUUCAAUCUACUGAAAUGAACAUAGAUGAACUCCAUGAUUCAAAAGAUAAAAUGCCUCCACACCAAAAAUUGAAUGAGAACACUGAAUCGGACUAUUUGGUAUCAUGCAUUCGGAGGAAAAGAAGCGUCUCAUCAAAAGGUAAAGGUAAAGGCUCUGAUUGGGUUCAUAGUGAUGAGGGAAAUGAAGACGGAGCUGAUGAUGAAAAUAUGGAGAAAUUGGACACCACCAUUGGUAUUAAGUCUGUGGCGGGAUCUAGCAAGAAACAGAAGAGGAGGAGCAUUUCAGGAUUAGCAAAGGGCUCAACAAAGGAAGGUGGAAUUGAUAUUGCAGACUUGAUUGGUCACAGAAUAAAAGUAUGGUGGCCCAUGGAUAAGCAGUUUUAUGAAGGCACGGUUAAGUCUUAUGACCCUUUAAAACGGAAGCAUGUGGUAUUGUACGAUGAUGGAGACGUGGAAGUACUCCGUCUGGAAAGAGAGCGCUGGGAGCUCAUUGACACUGGCCGCAAGUCUGGAAAGAAGGCAAAUUCAGUGAAAGGCAGCAAGGUUGCUCAGAAGGAAUUGUCUCCUGGGCAGAAAAGUAAGAGCUUAGGUGGUUCACGUCAGAAUAAGAGUUCGUUAAAGAUAGUUAAAGGGAAAAGAACUCCAAAGAAAAACUUGAAGCACUCUUUAAGAGGUGCAUUGAAUACUAACUUCACUAAACCUGACGCUGAAGAGAAGACUGAUGUAUCAAAAUCUAAACCCACUGCUGCGAAUAAAAUUCAUAAGAUGAACUCAGGUGAUUCUGAAGGAGCACACACUGAAAUGGUAGAUGAGAACGUGACAGAUAGGGAAGAAUCCGAGAAGGAAGUGGCUUCAGUUUCCCAGGUGAGAUGUUCAGAAGAUACAAAGGGAAGCCCAAAUCAAGCUGAGCAGUCUGAUGAAGUAAAAUCUGAUGCUGAUGGGAAUCUUUCUGAAGAUGUGGAUAGUAUUUCAGGAAAUGCUCAAAAAGGGGAAGGGGAAGAGAAAUCUCGUUCAGAAGAGAAAGUAGCUGGUGAUUCUAGUGAAAACUCGAGAGAGGAUGCUAGUAAAGCAACUGAUACGAAACCCAAAGAGACUCAAGAAAGUGAUAAUAGUGAGAGUAAAUCUCCAAUUCUGAAGAAAUUCCAGAAAGGAUCUUUGAUGCGGUCAGAUACUGUGGAUUCUGGGAUUUCUGACGAUGAGCCCCUUAGCAAGUGGAAGCGUAAAGCUGGGAAAUCAGGUUCAAAGCGAGUGCAGUAGGAAGCUGAACACCUCAAUAGCAGCCUCCACUAUAAAACUGGGAAACAAGAGGUGGUGUGUGAGAUCAAGUCGGCUGCUGGGAAAGAAGCUAACAGAUUGCAGAAGAUAAGGGA
Messenger RNA from Theobroma umbraticum, 5465 nucleotides. Its product is annotated as binding protein. The record is from RefSeq and is a predicted model, not a curated record. Gene Ontology annotation, biological process: DNA repair; mitotic sister chromatid cohesion. Gene Ontology annotation, cellular component: nucleus; chromatin. NCBI's taxonomy places the organism in Eukaryota, Viridiplantae, Streptophyta, Magnoliopsida, Malvales, Malvaceae.